AUUUGUGCAUUUUUCUACAGCUAAUUUACUUGGUGAAUUUUUGAGAAUUAGUGAAGAUUUUUUAUAUUUGAUUUGUUAAAAAGGAAAAGUGUUUGUGGUGGUUAAUAGAACAAAUAAAUUUAGAUUAUUUAUUUGACCCAAAACGGAAUAAUUUAAAGGAAUAAAAUAGAGAUUCUUGAAUCCCGACAGAAGUAAAUACAAACCUGAAACCUCGCAAGAAAGUUAGUCUGUAAUCUGAAAAAAACUGCAUAGUGAAAUGGAGCAAACACAAAUUAGUGAUGCCGAGAAAGUGCGAAUUGUUUCCGACUUUAUUAUGCACGCACCACCUGGUGAAUUCAAUGAAGUCUUCACCGACGUUCGUCAAUUGCUCAACAAUGAUGCGUUGUUAAAAGAAGGGGCUAGUCACGCCUUCGCACUUUACAACAAAGAACAAUUAACUCCGGUGCACAUUGAGGCUAGCGAAUAUAAUGCAAUUAUAUCGGAACAUAAUGAUUUAGGUAAUGGUCGUUUUUAUGACCCGCGAACCAAACAAUCUUUUAAGUUUGAUCAUCUACGUAAAGAAGCUAGUGAUUACCAGGAUAUGGAACCAGAUGCUACAGCUGAACCGUGGCGUGCAGCACUUGAUUUAGAAACGAUUAACUACACCAAUAGUCAUUAUCGUAAUGGUGUAUCGUCGGUAUUUGGGAAGACACAAGGGGGGCAAAUAACUUUAACAGUUUGUAUUGAAGAUCAUCAAUUUCAACCAAAAAAUUACUGGAAUGGUCGAUGGCGAUCACAAUGGAGUGUUACUUUGCAACCCGGCAACGGAAAUGCAGAACUUAAAGGAGUGCUUAAAUUGCAGGUUCAUUAUUAUGAAGACGGCAAUGUGCAACUUGUUUCAACCAAGGAGUUUCGGGAAUCAGUGGUUGUGUCUAAUGAGCAACAAGUUGCAAAGGAAGUUAUACGUUUGAUUGAGGAAGCUGAAAAUGAAUAUCAAUUAGCAAUUUCUGAAAACUACCAAACAAUGUCUGAUACUACCUUCAAAGCGAUGCGUCGUCUUCUACCAAUCACUAGAACAAAAAUUGAUUGGGGAAAAAUUGUAACGUAUAGUAUUGGUAAAGAAUUAAAAACGCAAUAAAAAUCGGUAGAUACUAAGGAAUUCUUGUGAAGACAAUUUUGGUAGGAAUAUUAACAAAAAAUAUUUUAUUUCGGAUCGUCCUACUAGUCUUCCCAUACUUUCAUAACUGAUUCAAAUUCAACAAAUUUGUCAAGUUUAGCUGGCCCAAAAAUUCAACUGAAUAAAUCUGAGUUUUAAAAUUACAGAAACUCCCAAUAUGAUUAAUCACAUUAAUUACAUCGAUUUGGAUUCGAGUUUAAGUGAAAAGUAAAUUCAAAAUGGAAUUUAACAAUUUUUUAUUAAAACAAACACUUGCUUUAUACAGUACACAAGAGUUCAUUAUAUUAAUACAUACAUAUAAUGGUGACUAUAAUUACAAAUUUAUCAUAAGGUAUCUAUUUCAGAGAAAUUUACCAACUAUUGUCGCCUUUGUCGUUUGAUGCGGUAUAUGAGUAAAAUAAUGUAUUAAAAGAUACUAAAUUAGAUAAAAAAAAAAAAAGUUUUAAUAAAGUUAGUCCACAACAUACAAAUUUAAUCAUCUACGCGGCAUUCAUAUAUAAAUAUACAAGCAUAAAUAUGUAAAAGUUGGUCGUUUUCAUAUUUCAAAUUUUGGUCAGUGAAAACAAAUCAAAGUAACUAUGCAAUGUAUGUGAAAAUUUUACCCAAUAAAAUAUUAUUGCCCUUUAUAACAAAAA
Messenger RNA from Zeugodacus cucurbitae (melon fly), 1791 nucleotides. It is a transcript of the gene cpa, whose product is annotated as F-actin-capping protein subunit alpha. The transcript is spliced from 5 exons. NCBI's taxonomy places the organism in Eukaryota, Metazoa, Arthropoda, Insecta, Diptera, Tephritidae. The record is from RefSeq and is a predicted model, not a curated record. The coding region runs from base 257 to 1117 and encodes 286 amino acids. Gene Ontology annotation, biological process: barbed-end actin filament capping; actin cytoskeleton organization. Gene Ontology annotation, molecular function: actin filament binding. Gene Ontology annotation, cellular component: F-actin capping protein complex; actin cortical patch.